This is a messenger RNA of Ostreococcus tauri, 639 nucleotides long. Its product is annotated as unnamed product. The transcript has a single exon. The coding region runs from base 1 to 639 and encodes 212 amino acids. The record is from RefSeq and is a predicted model, not a curated record. NCBI's taxonomy places the organism in Eukaryota, Viridiplantae, Chlorophyta, Mamiellophyceae, Mamiellales, Bathycoccaceae.
AUGGCGCGCGCGAUCGUGGGCGCGCGCGGGCGUCUCGUCGACGUGCGGCGGACGCGAUGGCGGGGGAAGGGGGGGCGGUGGAUCGCGCGACGGGCGACCGAUGCCGAUGAUGAUGAUGAUGAUGAUGAUGAUGAUGAUGAUGUUGACGACGACGACGACGACGGGCGAGCGGUGCGUCGACGGGGCGCGAACGCGGCGGUCGAGGACGAUGUCGAACAAAUGCGCGCGCUUCGGGGGACGUACGGGACGACGUGGGCGCUCGCGAGCGCGGUGGUGCUCGUGGAGGCGUCAAAGUGGGCGCGCGGCGGCGACGCGGGCGGCGGCGGGACGGCGGCGGCGCUCGUGGGAAUGGUCGUCGCCGCGCGGGCGUGGGAUGCGAUGGGAAGGGUGGCGCGGGGGGAGGUGAUGGCGGUGCGAGGGACGUGUCCGAAUCCGCGGUGUCGAGAGAGGGUGUUUGCGUUUUUGAAGACGCGCGGCGGGACGUCGAAGACGCGCGCCGAGUGUCACUGUUGCGCGAGGAAAAUCGUGUUCGACGCGACGUUCGAGCGCGAGGCGACGGUGGGGGCGCCGUGGGGUGGGAUGACGUGCGCGCCGGGGGGGCGGGUGUAUUUGCUGCGCGAAGAGGAUGACGUUGAGUGA